This is a messenger RNA of Miscanthus lutarioriparius, 552 nucleotides long. Lineage: Eukaryota; Viridiplantae; Streptophyta; Magnoliopsida; Poales; Poaceae. The record is from the annotation of a GenBank genome assembly.
AUGGUCCUCGGCCCCAUCGUCCUCGCCGGAGAAGCCAUCCUCAGCUACCGCUCUCUCCCGCUCGCGCGCGACGCCAGGAAAAAGGUGCACCUGGCGCUGCACGCCGCGGGCCUCGCCGCCGGGGUCCUCGGCGUCUACGCCGUCUUCAAGUUCCACGUCGAGAGCGGCAUCCCCAACCUCUACUCGCUCCACUCCUGGGUCGGCAUCGCCGCCAUCACCCUCUACGGGCUCCAGUGGACCGCCGGAUUCCUCACCUACUUCUUCCCCGGCGCCUCCCCCGCCACCAGCCGCAGAACGCUGCCAUGGCACGCCGUCUUCGGCCUCCUCAUCUUCGUGCUCGCCGUCUGCACCGCGCAGCUGGGCUUCCUCCAGAAGCUCACCUUCAUGCAGGGCCAGCCCCUGCGCCUGCCCAAAGUACGGUGCAGAGGCGCUGCUCGUCAACUUCACCGCCGUCAUCGUGCUCCUCUUCGGCGUCGCCGUCGUGCUUGCCACCGUCAACAUCGACGGGACCAGGUACAACACCAUUAUGUGAGCGUCAAGCUGCCAUCUUGA